UAGGGGGAAAUCUCCGCGACUAAGCUCAUAAAAAGGAAAAAGCGCUUGUGGUUCUCGACGUCCCGCGAAUGUUCUAAUGCAAGUUCGUUAUUAUCCUCAGACUUUGAAAAAGCACAGGAAGAACGCGCCUGCCCCUGCCGUCACAAUUUCCAACGCUUGUUCCGCCCGUGGCUCUGUAGGAGCCCUCAUAUACCAUGGCCCUGGUGUCUGCUGAUUCCCGCAUUGCAGAACUUCUCACAGAACUCCAUCAGCUGAUCAAACAAACCCAGGAAUCAUCCCUGCUUCUGGCAUCUUCAGUUGCAACCCUGAUCCCAGGACCACUGAUGUGGGGAAGAACAGUACCAGCAUCCUUCCCCACAAUCUCUUCCCAGGAAGAGCGUUCACGGAGUGAACACAACCUAGUGAACAUCCAGAAGACCCAUGAGCGGAUGCAGACAGAGAACAAGAUCUCUCCCUAUUAUCGGACAAAGCUGCGUGGCCUCUAUACAACUGCCAAGGCCGAUGCAGAGGCCGAGUGCAACAUCCUCCGGAAAGCCCUAGAUAAGAUUGCGGAAAUCAAGUCUCUGUUGGAAGAGAGGCGGAUUGCGGCCAAGAUUGCAGGCUUGUACAAUGAUUCGGAGCCCCCUCGGAAGACCAUGCGCAGGGGGGUGCUGAUGACCUUGCUGCAGCAGUCUGCCAUGACCCUGCCCCUGUGGAUCGGGAAGCCUGGCGACAAGCCCCCACCCCUCUGUGGGGCCAUUCCGGCUUCUGGGGACUACGUGGCCAAACCUGGAGACAAGGUGGCCGCACGGGUAAAGGCUGUGGAUGGGGAUGAGCAGUGGAUCCUGGCUGAGGUGGUCAGUUACAGCCAUGCCACCAACAAGUACGAGGUAGAUGACAUUGAUGAAGAAGGCAAAGAGAGACACACCUUGAGCCGGCGGCGUAUCAUACCCCUGCCCCAGUGGAAGGCCAACCCUGAGACGGACCCUGAAGCCUUAUUCCAGAAGGAGCAGCUCGUGCUGGCCCUGUAUCCCCAGACCACCUGCUUCUACCGUGCUCUGAUCCACACACCCCCGCAACGGCCCCAGGAUGAUUAUUCAGUCCUGUUUGAAGACACCUCCUAUGCAGAUGGCUACUCCCCUCCCCUCAAUGUGGCGCAGAGGUAUGUGGUGGCUUGUAAGGAGCCCAAGAAAAAGUGAAGCAGGCUGGCAGACUGGCAAUCUCCUGCCACCAUUAAGGGGGAAUAAAAAAAGAUUUUGUGACCAAAUAAAUACUC
Molecule: messenger RNA, 1255 nt
Organism: Manis javanica (Malayan pangolin)
Lineage: Eukaryota; Metazoa; Chordata; Mammalia; Pholidota; Manidae
Gene: SGF29
Product: SAGA complex associated factor 29
Cellular component (GO): SAGA complex
Source: RefSeq, a predicted model, not a curated record